Molecule: messenger RNA, 2082 nt
Organism: Cladophialophora immunda
Lineage: Eukaryota; Fungi; Ascomycota; Eurotiomycetes; Chaetothyriales; Herpotrichiellaceae
Exons: 1
Coding region: 208-885 (225 amino acids)
Source: RefSeq, a predicted model, not a curated record
GUCGGCAGGCUGAAAAAAAAUAUAUAUAUAUAAUAUCAUUGUUAUCUUGCAUCUCGUCACCCUCCCAAGAUAAAGGAUUUUCUCAGUCUCAGGUCUCUGCUCUCGUGUUGGCUCAUCUAUAUCCGCCACAACAUUCCUGCGGAGCAACGCGACAUCUCAACUUACCACUCGUCGAGGUCCAACUCGCAGCAUCGUGGUAUCGACCAGAUGGCGGCGCCAAGGCUUUUUGACCUUCCCCUGGAGAUCCGUCUGGAGAUCUACCGUUUGGUAUUUGGUCAUGCAAAAGUGGUUGUUGAGGCAAAGAGCGAAGAUGAGAGUGGCGCUCUCCUGCCCCAGCUGGCAGAGUUCGGGAACCACUCGCCAAGGUCGUCCCAGCUCUUGAGAGUCAACAAGACGAUCCUCCUCGAAGCCCGGCCCAUCCUCUAUGCCAACACGGUCUUCCAUAUCAUCCACCAUGCCUUUGCCGGAAAGUUGCCAACUCGGAUCACCGACGGUCAUCCAUGUGCGCCGCAUAUCAAGCACCUGGUUUGGCAGCUGGAUUGUGACAUGCUGAAACACUUUUACCCUGAAGAUCUUCAACUUGACCUUGGCGAAGUGGCUCGAUGGAGCAGCCUCGAAAUACGAUGUCGAGCCGAGACGUGGCGGAAUUCAUUUCUGGGCGAAUGGUGUGAUCGCGAGGCUUUUGUGAGAGGCAGAGCUCAGGUCUUGGAGUAUGCCCAAGUAUUUCACCAUGCCAUGCGCCACCGUAGUGGAGGGAGGCUUACCUUUGCUGAGGACCGGAGUCAACUGGGAAGGGGACGUAUCAUCCUGAGACUGAGCAGCGGCCGGGUGAAUUCAGUACAGCAGCAGUCUGUGGAUGAACUCUUGAUCAUCGCCACCCCUUGAUCCAACCGCUUGGCCGAUUACAAUCCAAUGCACCAGCGUGCUGGGCUACAGAGAAUCAGCAUGCUUGUCGAGGCGACAACGAAGUGUUUCACUUUUGGUCGAUGGUUCUGGUCAAAGUAUGCCUUCUCCAUCGAAGCGAGACUGCAACCUGCAAAGCAAAAAAAGAGGUCAGGCGAGUCGCCGCCGACACAUACCACUGCGGGAUUGAACCGCGUCCGUCAUCUUUUUGGCCUUACUUGCCCGCUGAAUCUAGGGACUUAGGGUACGCCGACGUCUCUCUCGCACCCAGAUCUCGAUCGGACGGCUUGCUGAAGUGUUUGGACAACUUCGCAGCUGGGGUGGGCAAGCAAGGCCAGUCAGGGCCGUGUGAUGGUAUGAUUGAUUAGAGGGCUCUUGGGGCCUGCCUAGUCAAGGAAGGACUAGCGAUUGAUGCAGUGGUCAGAAGCCCCUGGGAACAUGGUUGACUGCAAGACUUGGAAGGUUUGGAGCCCAGUUCCAGGUGUGCAGAUUGGCUCGAGGCGUCCAAGCGAUGGCAUCGAUCUCCGAAGUUUGGUCUGAGGGCAGACCCCGACGGUGGGCUGGGGCGUUAGCUGCUGGGCAUUGUUAGACGGUGGGACCAUCUCUACAGCCAAUGUCUGGUACCUCUGUGGAAGUAUCUGCACCGUUCACCUACAAGGGAAUGGUGCAGCCCACGGCACCAGAGGUACGAGGAGAGAAGUACCUCGGACAGCGGGCAACGGGCAAAGGAGAGACUGACGUGGUGCGGCAGUCGCCGAUCGCACACAAAGCUGAGCACCAGUCCGCAGAAGCCAUUGGCAGGAAAUGGCGGGUUGACAGUGACGCAAGAGAAUCCGGAUCGGCCAGGCGCCUGUUGGUCAGAGGAGCGUCUGCCUAGCGUGCCCAGCCCGUGCUAGUCCCUGUACGGACUCGCUAGGAACUGUUGAGUCCCAGUACGUCAGACCCACCUCCACGUUUCUCUCCUGGUGGCCCCCCCCCCAGCUGCUGGUUCUCUCCCAUCUCCCAUCUCCCAUCUCCCAUCGUGCCAUCUCCCAACCAUCGGCCACCUUCCAUUUUCCCGCCAUGCAUUCGUCUAUCAAAGUCGCGGUGAAAAAGCUCACUUGCAAUCUCGAGUGACCCUCUUCUAGAGCUGCCCUUUCGGGCUCUGGUCCUGAGCCCUGGCGAGAGGGGCGCCUGUGG